AUGCUGUCGUCAAAUCCUACCAGUCACUUUCUCACUUUAAAAAAUCGUCCUGUAGUUGCACACAGCGGCGAAACAAAAUCUGACUCUCUUAAACUACAUUACUGGGAAUGGACAGGACAUCAGCCAACCGUUCUGUUUUGCCAUGCCGCUUCGUUUCAUGGACGAUGUUACGAUCGUAUCAUUAAUAAUGCAUUGCGAGGGUACCAUGUCAUUGCUUUAGACUUUCGAGGUCACGGACGAUCACAACAACAUCCACCUCCGUAUCGUUUUCCAUGGUUUGGUGAAGAUGUUCUACAGUUUAUUGAAACAUUGAAUCUUUCGAGUAAAAAUCUGAUCGGUAUUGGUCAUUCUGUUGGUGGUUAUGCAUUAACAUACGCAGCAGUCAUAGCACAAAAACGUUUAUUUCACAGUUUACUUUUAAUUGAUCCUGUGAUUAUUCCUCGUUCGAUAUAUGAACAUGAAAAUAUUGAUAAAUCAACUACGGAUUAUAUAUUCCGACGAAAAAAUCAAUGGUCAUCUGUUGAAGAUAUGAUAUCACGAUUGGAAAAACGAGGAACAUUCUCUAAAUGGCCAAAAGACGUUCUUCGUAAUUAUUGUAUUUACGCUCUGGAUGAUAAUUGUAAACUUAAUUGUUCACCUGAAGGUGAAGCAUCAAUUUAUCAGUCUGGUAUACAUCCGGAUACGAAUAUUUAUCCGUUAAUUGAACAAUCCAAACACAUUCAUGAUAUUCCAAUCCAAAUAGCACGAAUUUUACCCGGUGAAUCUGUGCUUGCAUUAGAUCAAUCUCCAACAGCACCUGAUCUUGUGAAAUACUUUAGGAAAGGAAAGGAUUUGUUAUUAGAAAGUAGUAAACAUCUAUUUCCAAUGGAACAACCGAAUAUAGCUAUCAAAUUAGUGAAAGAUUUCAUUAGAGAAAAUCAAUAA
Molecule: messenger RNA, 924 nt
Organism: Adineta ricciae
Lineage: Eukaryota; Metazoa; Rotifera; Eurotatoria; Adinetida; Adinetidae
Source: the annotation of a GenBank genome assembly